Messenger RNA from Soboliphyme baturini, 594 nucleotides. NCBI's taxonomy places the organism in Eukaryota, Metazoa, Nematoda, Enoplea, Dioctophymatida, Soboliphymatidae. The record is from the annotation of a GenBank genome assembly.
AUGAACGCAGUCCUCCGAGGAGAAGUGGAGCUGUGUCAGAGCCGCUCUUUCGACAUGUGGAAGCGCAUGUUGGCAAUCAACCAAGAGGGAAGUGCACAGAUUAUACAUGGCAGGGUGUUAAGGAGUGUUGAGGAUGCAUCAUGUUGUACAUGCCAACGAGGACCACCUGGUAAUCCUGGGCCUCCUGGUCACGACGGCACGGACGGAAUUCCUGGAAAUGACGGUCCACCUGGCAAUGUUGGACCUGAUGCCGAUUUAGAUGAUACACUGUUACCUAUUCCAGAGCAAUGCCCAUGCGAAGCAUUGCCAGGGGACCACCAGGCCUACCUGGAGAUGUUGGAAUGCAUGGACAUAACGGACCAAAGGGUCCACGCGGAUCUCACGGGAACUAUGUUCCUGGUCCAAAUGGAAGAAAAGGCGGUCGUGGAUCACCAGGUCCUUCCGGAAGACAAGGAGAGCAAGGACAAAUGGGUGUUCCUGGUGAACCCGGCCCACAAGGUCGGCUUACCAGGCGACAUUGGAGAGCAAGGUCCCAAAGGUCCAGAUGGCACGUGCGAUCACUGUCCGCCAGCAAGGCUUUCACCCGGAUAUUAA